Cylas formicarius (sweet potato weevil) is the source of this 3386-nucleotide messenger RNA. RefSeq names its product odorant receptor Or2-like. Gene Ontology annotation, cellular component: plasma membrane. Gene Ontology annotation, molecular function: odorant binding; olfactory receptor activity. The record is from RefSeq and is a predicted model, not a curated record. Bases 1574 to 2758 code for a protein of 394 amino acids. Lineage: Eukaryota; Metazoa; Arthropoda; Insecta; Coleoptera; Brentidae. The transcript has 5 exons. Gene Ontology annotation, biological process: sensory perception of smell; detection of chemical stimulus involved in sensory perception of smell.
UGCUAGUGACCCCAAUUUUUUACUUAUGUUUCGUGCUGCUUCAAGUGUUCAUUUUGGGUCUGACCACUGACGAAAUAAGAGUUCAGGUAAUCCCAUAAACUUUAAUGAAACAUCAAACAGGAAAAUUAUCAACAGAGCCUCGCUUUGUCGGACGCCCUGUACGAUGGCCCGUGGCAUUACCAAAACGAAGAGGUUAAGAAAAUGAUAUUGAUCGUUUUGACUCGAACUCAGAGGCCGUUAGAGCUGACCAUAGGCCCUUUCAAUCCUAUGACGAUGCAGUCCGCUUUGGCAGUAAGUUUUCGGCCGCUUUUCAAGCUAUCGAACAGAGAAACAAAAGAAGUAAUUAUUUCACAUUUCAGAUAUUGAAGGCGUCGUAUUCUUACGUCACUCUGAUGACCUAAAAUGCACAAUUUUAAAUAUACUAUAUAAAACUUAGUCUCAAGAUCGGACCCAACUCCCUUAAUAUCUAACUUUGAACUAUGGGAAUGAUACGAAGAAGCAUAGCACAGCUUUUCCAUGGUGCAAUUUUGUACAUUAGUGACUGACAAAUGUAUUAAGAAAUUUUAUUUCAAAGAUUGUGAAACAUUUUGUCGUACCAACUAGAUACAUUUUUUGCAACCCAGAAAAGUACAGUAACAUAAUAGUUUUUGCUUAAAAGCGUUACCUUUAAUUAUCAUCCUAAUCUUCACCAGCAAAAUUAAAAUAACCGUUAUUAUUAGCAGGGCUUUACAUGCGUCAAAGUUCUGCUGGAGAUUCGUCACGAAAAAAAGAGAGAGGUUCAUAAAAUGUCAGUCCAAAAUACGGCUGGAGUAUAACAUAUUUUUAAAAACUGAUUUUUUACAAUAAUAAAUAUUUUUUUUAUUUUGUUAUAACUAGAUUGAAAUUGUGGCACGUGCACUCCAGCUAGUCAUAAUAAGCUCUUAAAAGUACAACUCUCUUGACUCUAGGGUUGUUUUCUUGUCUUGCCUCGUUUUCGAGAGAAAAAGUAACAAUAAUGAAAAUUGACGAAACGUGUUGUUCUGAACAUUGAUUUUUUUGGGCUAUUUGAUACACAAUAAACUUAAUUUUUGCACAUAUUAUAUUGGAAACUAAGCAUUUCUAGACAUACGUUUUUAUGAACCUUCUUUUUGCUCUUGUUAGAUGAUGAUUCUCUAGCUCAGCGUUGAAGUAGUAUGGAGUAUUAAUAUCUGACAGUUCAAUCUGGACAUUAAUUCACUUGCUAAAGCUUUGACGGACACAGCAUUUUCUAUAUCGUGAGAUUAUCCAGAAUCGAUUUGUUCUUCCAUAUAUCCGAGAGACGACCAUUUGAAGGCGUCACUAAAUUUCACGACAAAUCAAAGUUUGGGGACGAACAAAAAAAACUCACUAACGUGACUGCUGUAAGGGGAACGGCGCACCUAUCAUUAUCAGAGAUUCUCCGAUACCUGCGAACGACGUCCCCUGUCAUUUCGAUAACCACAGGGCGUUUCUCCGUGGGCGGGGAAGUAGAAUAGUCGAAACCCUUUAUUACACGUUGUGCGGGCCUUUAUAAAAGACACGCUUGGUCACCGCACACACACACAUACACGCCACAAUGACAACCAUCAAGCGCAGAUCGAUUGUGUCAUUUUCCAAAUGGUUCAUGAUCUCCGUGGGAAUGUGGACGCUGGAUUUGCCCACUCGAAACAACGCCUUAUGCAAGGUUUACGCGCUCUAUUCGAUUUUCAUCUCAUUUUACUUCGCCACGUUCGUAUCUUCCAUUUGCAUCCAGUUUACGAUCACGCUGACCACACAAACCACUGACCUCGAAACGUUCAAGCAGCUGCCGUUCGUCAUAAGCCUCCUCAUCACUCACUACGUCACGGUGGUUAUCCGAAGUAGCAAGUUCACCGAGAUAAUAACCAAUGUCGUCAACGAGGAGAAUCUCAUAUCGAUCAGCGACGACGAGGAUAUUUUAAACUCACACCUGGAGGAGGUCCGUUUCAACGACGCGCUCAGCGCCAUCUUUUUUGCUUUAACAGCGUGCACUGGCUCGACGCUAAUUUUGGAGAACUUCUGGCACAACAUGGAGGUGGCGAGAUAUAACAGAGAGAAGAACGUAACUCUUGAUAGACCUAUUCUCCUUCACCUGUACUAUUUUAACGUCAACAAGAGGAAGCACGAGACUUUGGUGCUGGCGAUCACCGAGGUCGCUCUAGUGUUCAAUACCCUGAUCAUAUUUUCGACCAAAGUGAUAAUAUUCACUUGCGCAGCGUUCGCGUCUUCGGCAUUGAAAAACCUACAGAUCAGAUUCCGGAGGGUAGGUCUCCGCUGCGACGACGCUCUGACGAAUUUGAAACUUCUGAUAGUGGAACACCAAGGGGUUAUCGAAUUUGUAAAGAAUUUAAACGAGUCCAUCAGGUACUUACUUCUCUUGGAGUACCUCCUCAACUCACUGAACGUAGCAGCAGUCUCUGUUCAGUUCCUGACGUACAACCGCCAAAUGUUGCUCACACCGGCAUUCUAUUUUUGCUUUGUGCUGGUUCAGAUUUUUAUUUUGGGUCUUACCACCGAUGAAAUAAAAGUCCAGAGCGUCGCUCUGUCUGAUGCGCUCUACGAUAGUCCGUGGCACGACCAACACAAUAAGCUUAGGAGAAUACUGUUGAUUAUGAUCGCGCGAACUCAGAGGCCCCUGAGGUUAACCAUCGGACCUUUUAAUGCGAUGACCAUGGAGUCAGCUUUAGCGAUAUUGAAGGCUUCGUAUUCUUACGUCACCCUGAUGAAGCACGGCUAUCAAUAGGUGGCGAUAUAUCGAUGUUGAAUAUUUCCAGGAACCUUAUCUUUCACUCAAUAUAAUGGCCUUAAGUAAAAGGAUUAAUAUAAAUAUAUUUUUGUAUUUUAUCUAUUAUUUAAGGUUACAACGAAUAAUCACAUUCUUAAGAAGCAAAAGUGAUUCUGGUGUCACUAAUACUAUGUAAUUAAUGAAGUCACUCCAAACUUUCACCAUUCACAAAUAUGCCUACCACUACCACUUAAUAGCUUGAACGCAAAGAAACUUUAUGUUUAUGUGCCACCUAUGGCUGGUACCGUGGUAGCAGCAUUGAAACGAAUCUAAAUAUAUUCUACAAAUUACUAGUAAAUUGGGAUGUGAAGAAGCAAAAGUGAUUCUGGUGUCACUAAUAAUAUUUAAUUAACGAAGUCACUCCAAACUUUCACCAUUCACAAAUAUGUCUACCACUACCACUUAAUAGCUUGAAAGCAAAGAAACUUUAGGUUUAUGUGCCACCUAGGGCUGCUACCGUGGUAGCAGCAUUGAAACGAAUCUAAAUAUAUUCUACAAAUUGCUAGUAAAUUGGGAUGUGAAGAAGCAAAAGUGAUUCUGGUGUCACUAAUAAUAUUUAAUUAACGAAGUCACUCCAAACUUUCAC